This is a messenger RNA of Tupaia belangeri chinensis (Chinese tree shrew), 1401 nucleotides long. RefSeq names its product phylloquinone omega-hydroxylase CYP4F2. Gene Ontology annotation, molecular function: heme binding; oxidoreductase activity, acting on paired donors, with incorporation or reduction of molecular oxygen; iron ion binding. The record is from RefSeq and is a predicted model, not a curated record. Bases 1 to 1401 code for a protein of 466 amino acids. NCBI's taxonomy places the organism in Eukaryota, Metazoa, Chordata, Mammalia, Scandentia, Tupaiidae. The transcript is spliced from 11 exons.
AUGCCGCAGCUGGGCCUGUCCUGGCUGGGCCUGGAGCCUGUGGCAGCCUCCCCAUGGCAGCUCCUGCUGCUGGCUGGGGCCUCCUGGCUUCUGUCCCGUGUCCUGGCCUGGGCCUACACCUUCUACAACAACUGCCGCCGCCUCCGAUGUUUCCCAGAGCCCCCGAAACGGAGUUGGUUCUGGGGCCACCUUGGCCUGGUCACCCCCACGGAACAGGGCAUGAGAAUCCUGACUCAGCUGGUGGCCACCUACCCCCUGGGCUUUACCAGAUGGUUGGGUCCCAUCUUCCCCCUCAUCACUUUGUACCACCCAGACACCAUCCAGUGUGUCAUCAACGCCUCAGCUGCUGGUGCACCCAAGAAUAUGACUUCUGGUGGCUUCCUGAAGCCCUGGCUGGGGGAUGGGCUCCUGUUGAGUGCCGGUGACAAGUGGAGACGCCACCGUCGCAUGCUGACGCCUGCCUUCCACUUCAACAUCCUGAAGCCCUACGUGGAGAUUUUCAACAAGAGUGCCAACAUCAUGCACGCCAAGUGGAAGUGCCUGGCCUCGGAGGGCAGUGCCCGCCUGGACAUGUUCGAGCACAUCAGCCUCAUGACCCUGGACAGUCUGCAGAAGUGCGUCUUCAGUUUUGACAGCAACUGUCAGGAGAAACCCAGUGAGUACAUCGCUGCCAUCGUGGAGCUCAGCGCCCUGGUGGCGAAGAGGCACCAGCAGAUCUUCCUGCAGAAGGACUUCCUGUACUACCUCACCCCCGAUGGGCGGCGUUUCCGCAGGGCGUGCCGCCUAGUGCACGACUUCACAGAUGCCGUCAUCCAGGAGCGGCGCCGCACCCUCCCCAGGCAGGGGGUGGAUGGCUCCCUCAAGGCCAAGGCCAAGGCGAAGACUUUGGACUUCAUCGAUGUGCUCCUCCUCGCCAAGGAUGAAGAUGGGAAGGAGCUGUCCGACGAGGACAUAAGAGCAGAGGCGGACACCUUCAUGUUUGGGGGUCAUGACACCACAGCCAGUGGCCUCUCCUGGGUCCUGUACAAUCUCGCGAGGCACCCAGAUUACCAGGAGCGCUGCCGGCAGGAGGUGCGAGAACUCCUGAGGGACCGCAAGCCUAAAGAGAUCGAGUGGGACGACCUGGCCCAGUUGCCCUUCCUGACCAUGUGUAUCAAGGAGAGUCUGCGGCUGCACCCCCCCGUUACAGUCAUCUCCCGAAGCUGUGCCCAGGACGUUGUACUCCCAGAUGGCCGAGUCAUCCCCAAAGGUGUUACCUGCUUCAUCAAUAUUUUUGGGCUCCAUCACAACCCAUCUGUGUGGCCCAACCCAGAGGUCUAUGACCCCUCCCGCUUCAACCCAGAAUACGUCCAGGAGAGGUCCCCGCUGGCUUUUAUUCCCUUCUCAGUGGGGCCCAGGUAA